Messenger RNA from Hyposmocoma kahamanoa, 2156 nucleotides. RefSeq lists its product as uncharacterized. The coding region runs from base 1 to 1473 and encodes 490 amino acids. The transcript has 3 exons. NCBI's taxonomy places the organism in Eukaryota, Metazoa, Arthropoda, Insecta, Lepidoptera, Cosmopterigidae. Gene Ontology annotation, molecular function: G protein-coupled receptor activity. Gene Ontology annotation, cellular component: membrane. Gene Ontology annotation, biological process: G protein-coupled receptor signaling pathway. The record is from RefSeq and is a predicted model, not a curated record.
AUGUAUGAGGAUCGCAUGAGAUGGUUUUUGGAAGAGGAUAAUUGUGAUUCUAUCAAUGAGGGCGAAAACAAGAGUGAUUUUGAGGUUGAUAUAGAAAUGCAGCAAGUAAGAAAUGACAAAUUGCAGGAGAUAUUCCUGAAACCAGCCUCAGCGUCGUCGGUGCUUCUGGUGCAUCUAGGCGCUGUUGGAGCUCUGGCGAGUGGCGCAGCGCUGUGCUGGGGCGGAGGCAGCGGGGGCGCCUGCGCAUGCGGCGCAUUGUUACAUGCGCUGCAUCCGUUGCAGCUAUGGACCGUCUGCGGCCUACACGCCGAUCGCGCGGCCGCCAUCGCCGCGCCGUUGCACUAUGCUGCCAUUGUCUCUGCGAAGAAGGUGAUGAUCUGCGUAGCUAGCGGUUGGGUCGCAACUGCUGCGCUCCUAGCUCCUCUAGCCGCCGCCCAGCUCCCUUUAGCCUACAAUAUUGGUAUCGGAGGCUGCGUACCGGAUUGUGGCGCUGGCCCUGCUGCAUUAGCUUUUUGUCUAGUGUACGCUCUGCUCACGUUAAUAGUUCCAGCUGCGCUUGUCCUUGUAUGUAGCUUGAAGAUACUUCGAAUUGCUCGUUACCAUCGACAUAGAAUCGCAGCAGCCAUUUAUGAAGUUACGUUAUCAGCUCAAGUGACCGUUACCCAUCAGCGCAACCCUUUUGCUCCGCCGCCCCCGCCAAAACGACGAGCUCUCUCCGCCGUCCUACAGCCACUUGGAUCCCUGGCGAUACUCUACUUCCCAUAUUACUGCGUCUUAAUAUGGCCAGCCAUAUCAGUGCCACCACAGCCUUUGGCAGCUUUGUCAGCAGCUCUCUUGGCAGCUGCGCCACCAGUCAAUAGUAUUCUAUACGGAAUCAGAAGUCGGGCUCUUCGUGAUUCACUUCGGAACUAUAGAAGAAAACGAUUGACAAAAAGUGAGGUGACACAAGAAAUUCAGGCGCGAACACCUAGUGCUUGCGGGUCACGACGACCAUCUCUAUCCGCUGGCUCAGGCAGCAUACGGCCACUAACAACGAGACGACUCUCUGACGCAGCUGCAGUGGGCUCGAGAGGUUCAGAGCGUCCCGCACCGCGCGCCGCGUCUUGUAACGUGUUACAAGACUCGCAAGACGACGAACCGACCCGGCAACGAACGUCAGCUAUUCCUUUAAUACGUGCUCCACCCCAUGUUCUGCUGGGGCGAGCUUUGGGUCUUGAAGAUAAUCCUCGAGAUCGACGGCGACGGCAGUCUCCACGGAUUACGGUUACGCGAGCGAUGUCGGACGAAUGCGAAUCCCCUACGCGGCGGCCGCUAUGUCGGCAGCAUUCGCGAUCUAGCGGCGCACUCAUGAAUGGACUCUCGUGCUCACCCGCUGUUUCCGAAAACAUAAACCCAGAACGACCAGCAGACGAGCAGCUGCUACUCUCCUGGCCUCAGUACCAGGCUCACAGCAACAAACACAACGUCUUAUAAAAUGGGUAUUUAGAGUAGACGUAUUAAGUGUGGUUAUAGACAAUAAAUGUGCGGUUUGGAGGCGAGUACUGCGGUAUUUAUGGAUAUUUAUUUUUAUUAGCUUUUGUGCCCGAUCUUCACUCGACCUUUCCGACCAAACCGUGACCAAAUCUUGUACUGUUAGACGUAAUGAUUUCUCCUACAGGGUUCCUCCAUAUCGUUAGCUUUACCUACUGAAGUAUUAGUGUGUAUCUCUACUCUUAAAAUAAUUUUCGUAAUAUUCCAUAGGUUUAGAAGAGUUAUAUAAAAAUUGUUAUAUGGUUUUGUCUUUGUUAGUUUUUAUUAGAAAAUAAAGAAAGUUUUGCGUAGUUCUGUCUACAUGUGAGAUUUGCACCAAACUAGUCUCAAAGUAAAGAUAUUUAUUACUUAUUUGGUGUAAUUGGUACUUAUAAAACCUUGCAACGCUUUUAUUCAAUGCCGCCGUCCAAUUUGUGGAAUCUGUAAUUGUUUUAGUGAGACCAUUGCAGGGGAUUUAUGAAAUAAGUUCAACUGAUGCAUGUCGACUAAAGUGGGUAGAACAGUACGGUUAUUUAAGGUGUUUAAAAUUGCUUUUCUUACAAGAAAUCUCCGACAUAUAAAUUGAUGAAAAGAAUCCCUAUUAUAAAAUCUAGCUGCGUCUUCAUUGGCACUAGUAAUUUCGAUUC